Messenger RNA from Rotaria sordida, 575 nucleotides. The record is from the annotation of a GenBank genome assembly. Lineage: Eukaryota; Metazoa; Rotifera; Eurotatoria; Philodinida; Philodinidae.
AUGAUGACUUCUACAGAUAAAGAAGAAGAUAUUGAAGAUACUGAAGGUAUUGAAAUUCUUGUUCCAUACGCUAGAGUUAAUGUAUCAUUUCUCGAAGCAUGUAUUAGCGAUGAUACUAUUAAAACGGACUCUUUAGGUCCGUGCCAUUUCUUCUUAACUGAUUUUAUGAAGAAUGGUGAACCAAAUUGGUAUUUAUGUUAUUACACAUUUGCAUUUGAUGAAGCCAAGUUACCUGUUGACAAAGUUCUCGUCGAGUAUUUGAACUUGAUUUGGGAAUCAAUAAUAAAAGGAAUUGAAAACAACAGCAUGUCUAAGGAAAGUUUAUCUACUACAAGCCUUUCACAAUUUCGGCUUGUCGUUGGAGGUGGUGAUGUGGCCGAGGCAUUAACAACUAAUCGUCUUGUAGAAUAUCCCGGUCUUUGGAUUCGUUAUUCAUGUAUAACGAAAAAUACAACAUUAGGUAUUCAUAAGGGUGUGGGUGUGGGUGUGAGUGUGACUGAAAGAACAACACCAUCACCCACAUCCACACCCACACCCACACCCACACCCACACCCACACCCACACCCACACCCAC